CCGUAUUUGAGAGGAAUAUGUUCAUAUAAGGUCAUAGCACCGAUCUGAGGGCGACUCCUGGUCGAGGUAUAACAAUCUUCUUUCCUUCUGACAUCGUUCACUGACUCGUCCGUCUGAAGAGAACUCAACAGUAACGUCCGACGACUUCUCCAACAAAGGAGAUGGCCGCCCGGAGCCGGAUCACGGUUCUGCUGCUGAUCUUCCUCCUGUCGACUGAACACAGUUUUGCUGUGAACCUGAACGAACUUGCACCGCUGGUAAACAAACUAUUGAGCGAGUACCGCUUUAAUGGUAUGUUCAGUCUGGCCGUGAGUAUCCCGCUGAACCAGGACCAGAACAAGAACCAGAACCAGAACCAGGGCGCUAACCAGAUCAUUCAGGAAGUCCUCAAAAGUGACCAUGCUGACAACGUGAAGAACAAGAUCAACAAGGGUGAAGUGUACAUUGGCAGCAGGGUGGUUGCAGCUGAGGUUCGGAGACUGGAAAAAGGUGCUGAUCAUGCAGAGUCACGCGUUGUGGACAACUUGGACCAAUUGGUCAACAGUCCUCAAGUCAAUAAUAACGAUUUGUUGCUUUUCUAUGUUUAUGCCUCCCCAUGUGUUGAAAAAUGUACGAGUUAUGGACACACAGAAAACAUCCUUGAGAAGAUAAACCGCAUUCGGCAUUGGAAAAGUUACGCAGUUGUGUUUUCUAAAAUAUUCAAGCCCAAAAAAGGUCAGGAGAACACGAAGGAAGAGCGUAUUGAUGCCCUUGAGCGACUCGCAUGGUACCAGGUUGCAGGAGGUCAUAUUGGUCUAGAAAACAUCUUCCGCUGUGACAGAAAAAAAACUAAACAAAACCAAAAACAAACAAUGCAGUGCAUCAGCUGUUCAAGUAACGGUAAGGUUGCACACAAAUGUGUGUCAGAUGAUCCUCCCUCUGCUACCAGCCAAAGUGAGGCCUCUGCCUCCACAAAAAUGUGUCCUCAGCCAGGUAGAGGUGGCUCCUCCUCAGAGAGAGGUGCUCAGGAUGAAUCUGAGUGGCGCAGCGUUAACAGACGAGGGGGCCGAGUAAGAAGGGACAUCAGUUGUAGCGUAGAGGACGUAUCUUCCCCACAAAUCGGCUUUGAUUCUGGAGAUGGAAAUGGAAAAGUGAGCAGAGGUAAAGGAAAAGUGAGCAAGGGCAAAGGAAGUAAAGGGAGAAGAGGGAAAGGAAGGAAAGGAAAAGGGAGAAGAGGGAAAGGAGGGAAAGGAAAAGGGAGAAGAGGGAAAGGAGGGAAAGGAAAAGGGAUAAGAGGGAAAGGAGGGAAAGGAAAAGGGAGCAGGCGAGGGGGGAGAAGCAGAAGACGGGGUUUGGACCAGGAGCGAAUUUUUGUCACCGAUUUUUGAGAAGCAAACAAAUUAACCUUUUCUGAACGACAGGACUGAGUCUGAGUUUAACGCAAUUAGCUUUGCUGACAUGAUCACAUGAUAAUGCAACGUUAAGCGUGUUAGCUGUGCAGCUAACCAAUGAGGCUUUGAGCUUUGAAGGAAUUAAAUGUAUUACUUUAGAAUUGUAUUACGGUUCUUUGAUUGUCUGUUAAUAGAUAAACGUUGAUAAUAUUAAAAGAUAAAUGUAUAAAGAUAAACGACAUGACAGCCACCAAAAGUGAAACCAAUGCGCCUUGAUCGCCCCCUGGAGGCUGGCUGCUAUAUAGGUCAUUAACUCCUCCUCCUUCACCAUGUUAGCAGAUACAAAAAUGAUGAACAUUAAAUAAAUGUCUCUUAAAGAUUUCA
Molecule: messenger RNA, 1754 nt
Organism: Pleuronectes platessa (European plaice)
Lineage: Eukaryota; Metazoa; Chordata; Actinopteri; Pleuronectiformes; Pleuronectidae
Exons: 3
Coding region: 162-1367 (401 amino acids)
Source: RefSeq, a predicted model, not a curated record